CACGGGGCAGUAUACUCCCUGACACGGAGGAGAGGGGCUGUAAGAGGAAACAUAGGUCCACAUAGAGAGAAGCAGUCAGCGGAUCCAGAUGAGCGCUGACACAAACUACACUGCGGGCUCCGGGCCGGACCCCCUGAUCAUCCUCCUUUGACUCUCUCAGCUUUUCAUACAGGCCUAUCGCCAUGGUGCUUGGCAAGGUCCGCGCUCUGGCCAUCUACUUCGACACUCUGAAUGAGCACAACCUGCCAGCCUACUCCGGCGGGGACCUAGUGUCAGGGCGCGUGGUCGUGGAGGUCACGGGUGAUGUCCGGGUAAAGAGUUUGGACAUCACGGCCAGAGGAGUGGCUAAGGUGCGAUGGACUGAGUCUCGCAAUGCGGGAGCCAACACGGCGUAUACUCAGAACUACACGGAGGAAGUGGAAUACUUGCAUCACUAUGACACCUUGAUCGGAGAGGAUCGAGAUGCAGAUUGUCCCGAGGAAGGCCUGACUGUUCUACACCCUGGAUUGCAUGAGUUUGCAUUCAGCUUCAAUCUGCCUCAAAUGGCCUUGGCCACUUCCUUUGAAGGGAAGCAUGGUAGCGUGAAGUACUGGGUGAAAGCCGAACUGCACCGGCCAUGGCUGCUCCCUGUCAAAGCCAAGAAAGAGUUCAUUGUGUUCGAGCACAUAGACAUCAACACUCCCCUGCUGCUGGCUCCACAGGCAGGUACCAAGGAGAAGACGCUGUGCUGCUGGUUCUGUGCGUCAGGACCCAUUUCUCUCAGUGCUAAGAUAGAGAGAAAAGGCUACACACCAGGUGAGUCCAUCCAAAUCUUUGCCGAGGUGGAGAACUGCUCAUCCCGGGUUGUGGUUCCAAAAGCAGCGCUCUAUCAGACGCAGACAUUUUAUGCCAAGGGCAAGGGCAAAGAAAUUCAGCAAUUGGUGUCCAAUCUGCGAGGAGAUCCUCUACCUCAGGGCAAGAGCCAGAGCUGGGAAGGGAAAAUGCUUAAGAUCCCUCCUGUGUCCCCCUCCAUCCUGGAUUGUCCCAUCAUCAAAGUGGAGUAUGUACUCAUGGUGUAUGUGGAUAUUCCCGGGGGGCUAAAUUUAUCACUGUCAUUACCAUUGGUGAUUGGGACCAUACCUCUUUAUGCCUCUGCUUCACGAACAUCCAGCAUCAGCAGCAAUUGCAGUGCUAUGAGCUGGCUGGGACUAGUGGACCCUCCUGAGGCUCCUCCAAGUUACAGCGAUCUGGCCAUAUCAGAGUCUCACAGGAGGGACUGGCUGCGUGGCUGUGAUAGGAAUGACUCAGAGGGAGAGGACCAUGGCUCUGUACUCACUUACAUCACAGAGUUCAGAUAUCUGCCCCCACCACUCUACUCUGAGGUGGAUCCGUACCCUGCUCCAGUGGAGGAAUGUGGAGGAUCUGAUGUGAGGAGGCCUGAUACAUGCCCAUCCCGCUGACAGUGGAGGAGAAAAAUGCUUUUAUACAAACUGUUGAUCACAUAUCACCGUAAAUAUGACUGCACCCUCCCUGUGCCAGGACAGUCAAAGUGAGUAUUUGGUGACCAUUGAUGUACGGACCAGGGAUUUGAAGCCACACUGGAUCCUCUCCAUCCGUCCUCUGACAUCACUAGGACAAGGUGCCCAGUGGUGGGACGUCUGCCUUACAAUGAGAUUUGCACAUACCGUAAUUACUGUUUUCUGUGGAUGUUUUAUUCAGCUUUAUAUGCUAGACUGUUCACAAAUAUUUUACUACUUUUAAAUCAUAGUGGCACAUUCACAGUGGGCUACACGUUUUCUAUGCCCAUAUGUUGGAGACGCUGGUAAUAAUUUUAGGAUGAUACCAAAUCUUUCUUUGAACAAACAGCAGUGUAAAGCAGCAGAAACAGGCCUCAUGAGAUUAAUGCUUAAUCAUUGUUUUCCAUUAAUGACCAUCUUAAGCACUUAAAGAGUAUCUUUAAGUGUUGCUUGGGGAACAGUGUUGACAAGGUCUAGAGAAAGCACAACUCCAGCCAACCGCAGGAACCAAAACUGAGUAGGGCUUUAGGGCUGGACUGUAGGCAAAGAAAUUAAAAAUCAAAGAGCUUUGUGCUUUAUAAGAUUAUAUCAAAGCAUAAAAUAUAAUGUUUACAGAUAAAUAUAUCAAAUUGAAUGAAUAUAAAACAUUUUAACAAGACUUCCUAGUACUUCACAAUACCAAGUGCAAUAUAUUUUUGUAUGUGAUUUUUUGCACUAGUUUUUUCUUAUACCUUUUUGCUGUUUCUUCCAUUUUGUGAAUUAUAUUAUUGUUAUCAUGAUCAAUUUUUUAUAAAUAAAGGUUUAUUUUAUAAAGUAAA
Molecule: messenger RNA, 2314 nt
Organism: Boleophthalmus pectinirostris (great blue-spotted mudskipper)
Lineage: Eukaryota; Metazoa; Chordata; Actinopteri; Gobiiformes; Gobiidae
Product: arrestin domain-containing protein 3-like
Exons: 8
Coding region: 183-1439 (418 amino acids)
Biological process (GO): protein transport
Cellular component (GO): cytoplasm
Source: RefSeq, a predicted model, not a curated record